AUGCCAUCGGUCGACAGACUAAGCGUCUUGCCGGAUAACAUCAUCAGUCACAUUCUCUCGUUUCUUCCUAUCAAGAUCUCCGUAUCGACCAGUAUCCUCGCUAGAAGAUGGAGGUUCGUGUGGGUCCACUUCCCGAAUCUUGAUUUCGACAACAUAUAUUGUAAGUAUGGGACGGGAUUGUCGGACAUCAUUGACACGGUUAUGUCUAAUCCUAGACUGCAGAGCAUAAACACUUUCCGCCUCAGAUGCAGACAUUCUCGUUUAAAGGAGAACAAAGUCGAGAAGUGGUUGGCCGGGCACAGUAUCAAUAUUCUCAUUAUCUCCCCCAAUCUUAUGAGGGUUUUGCCUCGAGCCAUCUUCACGUGCAAAACCCUUGUUGAGUUGAGGCUCACAUCUGGUGUCUUGCCAAGUUUUAGCGGUGAGGACAUAUCUUUCCCUCGCCUCAAGAAGCUUCAUCUCAUGGUUGUUCAAUUUGAAACUGAUGAAAACCUCCCUAAAUUGCUUUGUUACUGCCCGGUGCUUGAUCAUUUGUCCAUUGAUGGAUGCUUGGCUGGCAAUUAUUAUAUCUCUUCACCCACAAUAAAAAUGCUCAAGUUCUCUCCUCGGAGUUCAGCUUCUUCCAAUCAUGAGGUGGGGAUAGAUGCUCCCGCACUUGAAUAUCUACAGCUAUGGGUUUGCACGACCUCACAUGUCUCAACUUGUGCACUAACUUCCUUAGUUGAGGCAGACAUUGCCAUUUAUCAUCCAUCUUGUCAUGAGGAUGAGACCUAUCGUCUUUCAGUGUUGGAUUUUGUCAAUCGCCUCUGCAAAGUGAAGAGGCUAAAACUGUCAAUUAAUGUGCCGUUGCCUUGUAGGAUAAGAUCAAUCUCAAGGUUUGAUAAUUGUACCCGGCUUGGGUUGAACGAUCCGCGUCUUCUCAUGAAAAUCUUGGAGAGGGCUGACAAUCUUGAAGUUCUAGUCCUCUUUAGGGGUUAUUCAUAUCACGGAUUCUGGGAGGAGCCCGAACAAGUGCCAAGAUGCCUGUUAUCUCGUCUAGCAAUGGUAAGAAUUGAUGAAUUUGAUUGCAGGGAGUCCGAGUUUAGCACGGUGAGGUAUUUUUUAAAGAAUGCCGAAGUGUUGAAAAGGAUGGAAGUACACACGACCAAGUACAUUGAUUUAGACUUGGCGAUGAAGCUCAAUGCGCUCCAAAAGAUUGCGCUGUUUAAACGAGGAUCAAAGGAAUGUGAGCUUGCCUUGUCAUGA
Messenger RNA from Striga hermonthica, 1242 nucleotides. Lineage: Eukaryota; Viridiplantae; Streptophyta; Magnoliopsida; Lamiales; Orobanchaceae. The record is from the annotation of a GenBank genome assembly.